AUGUCAAUAGUACAGUAUUUGAAACAUCAAAGCGAUAAAAAAAUGUUACCUUUAUCGUUAUUAAGAACAGCUCAAAAUCAUCCUAUGUUAGUUGAACUUAAGAAUGGAGAAACGUAUAAUGGACAUUUAGUUAGUUGUGAUAGCUGGAUGAAUAUCAAUCUCAGAGAGGUUAUAUGUACAUCUAGGGAUGGUGAUAAGUUUUGGAGAAUGCCAGAAUGUUAUAUUCGGGGUACUACAAUUAAAUAUUUACGAAUUCCUGACGAAGUUAUAGAUAUGGUAAAAGAAGAUGUACAAAUGAAAUCAAGAGGUCGUGGAGAAAUGAAAGGAAGAGGACAAAAUCAACGAGGUCGUGGUAGUGGAAGAGGAACUUUUGGCCGUGGUGGCAGAGGUCCUACAGCUCUUGGUCGUGGUGGUGGUAAUCAAGAUGGAAAUAAACCGCAAAAUAAAGCAAGGACUAAAUAA
Molecule: messenger RNA, 462 nt
Organism: Eufriesea mexicana
Lineage: Eukaryota; Metazoa; Arthropoda; Insecta; Hymenoptera; Apidae
Product: U6 snRNA-associated Sm-like protein LSm4
Biological process (GO): nuclear-transcribed mRNA catabolic process; mRNA splicing, via spliceosome
Molecular function (GO): RNA binding
Source: RefSeq, a predicted model, not a curated record